Camellia sinensis is the source of this 525-nucleotide messenger RNA. NCBI's taxonomy places the organism in Eukaryota, Viridiplantae, Streptophyta, Magnoliopsida, Ericales, Theaceae. The record is from RefSeq and is a predicted model, not a curated record.
AUGGUCUCAUCAACCCUCUCCAUAUCGAGGGAAGUUGCAGAGGUAGUUCGGAAGGCAAUCCAACGACGGAUGUCUAAAAGCAUGUAUGCAUUUGAAAAGACGUCGAAAUUUCGAAUCGAUGAGAUUAGACGAGCUUAUGUGAACUUGGGGCCAUAUCAACCUAAACUUGAGUAUCCUAGCCCUUUGAUCACACCGGACACUAAUGCUCAUUGUGGAAUCAAUCAAAAUUCUGAAGAUUUUGUAGUUUCACCAGACGGGUUUCAUUCUUCUGGGAAGAAUUCAAUGGAACUUGACCGGCAAAGGCCUUCAGUGAUCUUUGAUGUUGGUAUUGAUAUUGAUUUUGAAGUCGAAGCAGGUGGGAUUUUUCAAAGAUCUGAUUCUGUGAAGUCUAAAAGUUGUCUUUCUCAUGAACACAGGCACACGAAUGAUGUGAUUCAAUUGGCAUCACAUAUUCAAAGAGUGAAGCAGCAGAGGAAUUCUAUGCAAUUGAAACAGGAAAAUGUGUGUUCAUUCCCUACCAUGUAG